Messenger RNA from Guillardia theta CCMP2712, 1017 nucleotides. RefSeq lists its product as hypothetical. The record is from RefSeq and is a predicted model, not a curated record. The transcript has 11 exons. The coding region runs from base 36 to 905 and encodes 289 amino acids. Lineage: Eukaryota; Cryptophyceae; Pyrenomonadales; Geminigeraceae.
CAGAAAAUCAAUCGCUGAGAGAGGACUCUGCGAACAUGGAGAUAAAAUUCAGGGAGCUAGUCUUUUUAAUCCUUUCUCUGUCCCUAUGCGUUGUUCAAGGCCAAGAUCAAUAUUUGAUGAAAGAUGGAUACUGUAAAGACUUUUCUUUGAUUCCAAAUCCAAGCCAGCCAAGUCAGUGCCAGUUUCUUUGCGACCGGUUCAAAAGCGUAUACAAUGGUGGAAAUGAUUGUAUACCCUCUCUAGCCCUCAUGAAGGAGAUCAUUGAUUCUGUCCUCCACCCAUCUCUUUCAAAUGCUUCUUCGACCUUGGAGGCCAAUGCAAAAACCAUGUUCUCAGGGAAUUUUCUAACAAAAUCCUGCUAUCUGAACAUGUAUCAAGAUUGGCAAAACAGAGAUUAUGCUUGUUCUGAUCUCACAAAUGCUGCUCAAGCAAAAGAGUCAGCUUUGCGAAGAUUUAUCAUUCAGUUCCUGCCGAACAAAUAUCAUGCAAGCGAAACGAGCGCAGAUUUUUACUGCAUUACAACUAUGUUUCGAAUUCGAAAUCUCAUGGACAAUCAAUUAUUCCCUUCAAGCUCUUGCACUCAAAACGGCAAAUCAUUGACACCGCUGACCUAUGAUUUCUCCACGAGUUGUCCGUCGGCAUGUUGGACUGCCACGUUGAAAAAUUUGUUGUCCGCCACUGAAAACAAGGGUUACUGUUGUGCCUCGCUCUACUAUCAGGAGAUCAUCAAGUUCUUAUACGCUGAGACCUCUCCAUCAGACAUUAACAGUCAAUGUUCCUCUAUCCCGUGCACAUCAUAUGAUAGCGCCCUCACCGCGUGCAACACUGCAAACCCCGGCAACACAGAUUACAAGACAGAUAUGCUUACAUCGUCAGGUAAAUGUGAGCAUGCUGUCCAUGUAUGAGACCCCUCGACGAAGAUCAUUUUGCUGAAACCAAAGUUAUGAAUCUGGAAGAUUGUGGGUCUAGAUAGAAAUGAAGGGAACUUGUGAAGAAAAAAAAACGAUUGAUAUCUUC